This is a messenger RNA of Penicillium roqueforti, 690 nucleotides long. RefSeq names its product carbonic anhydrase. Gene Ontology annotation, biological process: cellular response to carbon dioxide; cellular response to oxidative stress; carbon utilization. The transcript has 2 exons. Gene Ontology annotation, molecular function: carbonate dehydratase activity; zinc ion binding. Lineage: Eukaryota; Fungi; Ascomycota; Eurotiomycetes; Eurotiales; Aspergillaceae. Gene Ontology annotation, cellular component: cytoplasm. Bases 1 to 690 code for a protein of 229 amino acids. The record is from RefSeq and is a predicted model, not a curated record.
AUGGCCUCCGAACCGAACGGCAAUCACUAUCUCCAACAGUCGCUCGACCAUAUCUUCCAAAACAACAAGAUAUGGGUCGCGUCGAAAAAAGAGACGGAUGCGACCUUUUUCGACAAGCUUGCUGCUGGACAAUCACCAGACUAUCUGUACAUAGGCUGUAGCGAUAGCCGUGUCCCCGCCAACGAAAUCAUGGGUCUGGAGGCGGGCGAGGUGUUCGUUCACCGUAACAUCGCCAACCUAGUGCCCAAUGUUGACCUCAACGUCAUGUCGGUGAUCAACUAUGCCGUGCGGCACCUCAAAGUCAAGCAUAUCAUCGUGUGCGGCCACUACAACUGUGGAGGUGUUCAGGCGGCCUUGACACCUGCUGAUCUGGGAUUGCUUAACCCAUGGCUGCGAAACAUCCGCGAUGUUUAUCGCUUGCACGAGCAAGAACUUGACGAAAUAUCCGACGAGCACGACCGAUACAAUCGAUUGAUUGAACUCAAUGUGAUUGAAUCCUGUAGGAAUAUCAUCAAAACCGCGGCUGUCCAACAAAGCUACCAAGAGAACCAGUAUCCCAUCGUUCAUGGUUGGGUUUUUGAUUUGGCCGACGGUCUGCUGAAAAACCUUGAGAUCGAUUUCGAGGCUGAGUUGGCGGAUGUGCAGAAAAUAUACUGUCUGAAGCCGGGUUCCAGUUCGGGGCAUCAUUGA